Scaptodrosophila lebanonensis is the source of this 1952-nucleotide messenger RNA. It is a transcript of the gene Diap1, whose product is annotated as death-associated inhibitor of apoptosis 1. Lineage: Eukaryota; Metazoa; Arthropoda; Insecta; Diptera; Drosophilidae. The record is from RefSeq and is a predicted model, not a curated record. Gene Ontology annotation, biological process: positive regulation of protein ubiquitination; negative regulation of apoptotic process; regulation of cell cycle. The transcript has 2 exons. Gene Ontology annotation, molecular function: ubiquitin protein ligase activity; cysteine-type endopeptidase inhibitor activity involved in apoptotic process. The coding region runs from base 461 to 1855 and encodes 464 amino acids. Gene Ontology annotation, cellular component: nucleus; cytoplasm.
GAGAGAAACUAUGAGUAGCGCGCUAAAUUGAAUGUUGCUUUACAUUUUUUGAGUCUGAGUAAAAGCAUAAAGUACAAUAAUAAAUACAGAUUAAAAGUGUUUUGCUCUCGAUUUGAUUACGAGCUGAAAAUAUACGCGUUUUUACUUGCUGUGUUGUGUACCCGUCUCUACAUACAUACUUACGUAUAUAUGUAUAUGUGUUGUUUUGUAAAAAUAUUACAUAGCAAGCAAGCUACGCCUUUCCAGUAACGGUGUAUCAACGACAGACAGCAUAUUAUAUUUCUGUCGAGUAAUACCAAUUGGACUUACGUAAAUUAUAAUAUACUCCUGCAUUUAUAGUGGAUAACUUGAGUUUUUCAAUAAAGAGAAAAAUUGUCAAGUUAAAAUUAAGGCCCAGAACAAUAGCAACAGCAACAGAAACAGCAGAACUUGACUAUACAAAAGGAAACGUUGCAUCAAAAUGGCAGAUGUAGCUACCAUACCCUUACGUUUUUCUGCAUUAACAGGAUUAGUUACAAGAAGCACUACAACGUGCGAUCAAGUGGACAAUAUAACAAAUGCCACAUCGACACAACUAUUCAAAGCACUUGUAAACAGAAUGAAUGAUAAGUAUCAUCGGGAGGAAGAGCGCUUAAGAACGUACGAUGCAUGGCCACACGAUUGGCUGAGCAAGGAGAUGCUGGCUAUGACGGGCAUGUUCUAUACGAAUGAAGGCGAUAAGGUCAAGUGCUAUUUCUGCGAGGUGGAAGUCGGACGUUGGGAGCGUGACGAUCAACCCGUACCUGAGCAUCUAAGAUGGUCACCCAAUUGUCCACUGUUGCGGCGUCGCACCACCAACAACGUGCCCAUAAACAGCGAGGCCCUAGACCGAGUCCUGCCACCAAUCAGCUACGAUAUCUGUGGAGCAAACGAUGCUAUCGAAGUGCGAGAGCAUGCCUAUUCAGAGGGACGGCUCCCCCGCUCCCACAUCAUUCAGUCGACUGGUGUGAAUACGAUCCCAAAUGGAGGUUUCGGUGGUGGCUCACUUCAAGUGGUCACCACAGGCACCUCGAUGUCGCCCAGCCAGAUGGCCAGUGGCGGACCGGUGCUAAUGCCGCCACUGCCACUGCCCCGUGGAAAUUAUUUUCCCGAAUAUCCCGAAUAUGCCAUCGAGGCGGCACGCCUGCGUUCUUUUGCCGAAUGGCCGCGCAACAUGAAGCAGAAGCCGCAGCAGCUAGCCGAGGCGGGUUUCUUCUACACCGGUCUAGGGGAUCGUGUACGAUGUUUCAGCUGCGGUGGCGGACUCAAGGAUUGGGACGACAACGACGACCCCUGGGAGCAGCACGCCCUAUGGCUAAGCCAGUGCCGCUUUCUAAAGCUGAUGAAGGGCCAACUCUUUAUCGAUACGGCACAAGCGCAGGGCGCCAAGCCAGACGACGAACAGCAGGCUGCCCAAGACAAGCCAACCCAAAUGGAAACAUCCACAACAACAACAACAACUACUACAGAAACCGAGACCGUGUCGAUGGGGUCGCAAUGCAAUGGAGAAGAGGCAGGCGGCAGCGCUACCACCGCCACAGCCACCAGCAACGAGGGCGACGUGGUACCUCAAACAGCUGCCACACGCAUCUUCGACAAGAUACUGGCAUCAAAGGAUGUCUUAGCUGCCAGCACCAGCGGUGCCAACAACACCAACAACACCUCCCCCACCAUACCCGAGGAGAAGCUCUGCAAGAUUUGCUAUGCCGGCGAAUACAAUACGGCUUUCUUGCCCUGCGGCCAUGUGGUUGCCUGCGCGAAAUGCGCAUCCUCCGUGACAAAGUGUCCAUUGUGCAGGAAACCCUUCACCGAUGUCAUGCGUGUAUAUUUUUCUUAAACAUGAGAAUAAGCGCGGCCAAUUUUUCAACUAAUAAUUUUAAAAUAUUAAUAGUGACCACAACUCUCUGUGUUCAAGUGCAGAUACCAGCUUAGCU